Hippoglossus stenolepis (Pacific halibut) is the source of this 4574-nucleotide messenger RNA. It is a transcript of the gene adgrg2a, whose product is annotated as adhesion G protein-coupled receptor G2a. NCBI's taxonomy places the organism in Eukaryota, Metazoa, Chordata, Actinopteri, Pleuronectiformes, Pleuronectidae. Gene Ontology annotation, molecular function: G protein-coupled receptor activity. Gene Ontology annotation, biological process: adenylate cyclase-activating G protein-coupled receptor signaling pathway; cell surface receptor signaling pathway. The record is from RefSeq and is a predicted model, not a curated record. The coding region runs from base 1415 to 3787 and encodes 790 amino acids. The transcript has 15 exons. Gene Ontology annotation, cellular component: membrane.
UACAACUGCACCUUCUCCAAGUAACACAACAGUUUACAACAUAACAACAGUCACACCAGUUACAUCUAUUCCAAAUAACACACCAAACUACACUGUAACUACAACAGAUGCAUUUACAUCUUUGACCAGUAACACAACACAGUACAAUAUAACUACAGUUACACCUUCUCCAAACAACCCAACAGCUUCUGACAAUCAUACUACAGAGUACAAUGUAACUACACCCACCAACAAUCACACAACAGCCUCUAACAUCUACACAACAAAUAACCCAACAGCUUUUCACAAUAACACAACAGAGUACAAUGUAACUACAGCAGCCAACAAUUACACAACAGAGUACAAUGUAACUGCAGCCACACACAAUUACACAACUGCCUCUACCAUCCACACAACAAAUAACCCAACAGCUUCUAACAAUCACACUACAGACUACAAUGUAACUACACCCACCAACAAUUACACAACAAAUAAAACAACAGACUUCAAUGUAACUACAGCCGCCAAAAAUUACACAACAGCCUCUAACAAUUACACAACCAAUUACAGUGUAACUACAGCCGCCAAAAAUUACACAACAGCCUCUAACAAUUACACAACCAAUUACAGUGUAACUACAGUCACCAACAAUUACACAACAAGUAACACACCAGAGUAUAAUGUAACUACAGCAGCCAACAAUUACACAACAGUAUACAAUGUAACUUCAGCUGGGAACAGGAAUGUAAACAAUGGCACAAUCACAACAAGCAAUACAACAAUACGCACAACAGAGUACAAUGUAACUGCAGCCACCCACAAUUACACAACUAAUAACCCAACAGCUUCUAACAAUCACACUACAGAGUACAAUGUAACUACACCCACCAACAAUUACACAACAAAUAAAACAACAGACUUCAAUGAAACGACAGCCGCCAAAAAUUACACAACAGCCUCUAACAAUUACACAACCAAUUACAGUGUAACUACAGCCGCCAAAAAUUACACAACAACCUCUAACAAUUACACAACCAAUUACAGUGUAACUACAGUCACAACAAGCAAUACAACAAUACACACAACAGAGUACAAUGUAACAACAGCAGCCAACAAUUACACAACAGAAUACAAUGUAACUACUGCGGUUAACAAUAACACAACAGCAUCUAAGAAUUACACCACGGCCUCUUCAAAUUACACAACAGAGUACAAUGUAACUGCAGCCACCCACAAUUACACAACAGCCUCCAACAAUCACACAACAGCCUCUAAUAAUUACACAACAGAGUAUAAUGUAACUACUGUCUUGAACAACUACACAACAAUAGAGAAUAUCACAACUACUCCUGUUUCUUUGAAUGUAACAGCUUCACUCAACACAACUGUGACUCACACGACUUCUCAAGUUAACACAACUCUAAACAAUGAAACAAUGACAACAAACUUGACUGUGGUAAUCACAACUUCUGUUGUGAACAACAGCAUGACAACCACAGCAUCUCCGCUGAACAACCAAACCACAAAUCACACCACAUUGAGUGUGACCCACAGCAUCACAUCAUCUGCAAAUAAUUACACCAACUCCACAACAACUGCCAACAGCAUUGAUCCCACUGUCACCAACAACGUUACUACGGCAACAAGCUACAACCAGAACUCAACUACAAGCAGUUUAACCACUGCUCUCAACCAAACCACAAAAGAUCCAACUACAACAACAACUACUAAUUCUACAACUGCUACUACUGCUACAACUACCAUAGCUACUACUACUACUACUACACAUGGCCCACUUAACACCACAACUGCUGAGGUUCCCUCAACAUCCACAACAACUCUCCCAACUACCGUCGUCAACAGCACAACCGAAGCAGCGACUGCUGCAUCAGAGACAACGAUGAGCCAAGAGGCCAAAGAGGAGCAGGCGAACAAGAUGCUGGACCAAACUCGGGACGCGGCGCAGCUCGACUCCUCUCAGGUGGAGCAGAUAGCGGGGCAGUUGGAGAAGCUGCUGGACGGCUCCUCUAUCUCUAAGUCUGUGGGACAAAAAAUCAUCACCAUCAUCAGCAACUUGAUGGAGGGCAACGCUGGGGCCCUCUCUGGGUUGGCUAAUAGGCUGAUUCGAGUCGUGGAUACCGUGGGUCUGAAGCUGGCCGUCAGCGGCGACCGAGAGAUCCUCUCGGCACAGUCACUGGUUCUGGCCGUCAAGACGGUGGAUGGAACCAACUUCCCGACAACAUCUGUCGACAUCUUCAACACGGAAAAUGUCCAGCUUCGUGCUCUCAGCAGGUCCAGGUCCAAGAGGUCAGGUUCUGCUCUGGGCUCAGUUUUCCUGCCCUCCACCCUGACUGCAGGUCUCAGUCCUGAGCAGCAACAACAGGCCAGCAGGACCCAAUUCACUUUCUACACGAAAAACACCUUAUUCCAGGACUCAACAUUAGGAAACACGACCCUCGUCAGUCCGGUUCUGGGCUCCAGUGUUGCCAAUUUGUCAAUAAGCAACUUGACUGAGGACAUUCGGUUCACCAUCCAAAACAUCAACCCCGUACCCGGAAACUUUGUGGCUUCCUGUGUGUUUUGGGACUUCACUCAGAACGGUGGUGAUGGAGGCUGGAGCUCUGAAGGCUGCUCUGUUGUCAACGCCACGUCGGAAAAAACUAUUUGCAGCUGCAAUCAUCUCACGUCAUUUGCAAUACUGCUGGAUUUGCCCAGAGAAGGACUAAUCGAUCGUGAGCACGCACAAAUCCUAACUUUCAUCUCUUACAUCGGCUGUGGAGUCUCUGCUAUUUUUCUUGCCGUCACUUUAAUGACGUACCUUUCCUUUGGGAAACUGCUGCGAGACAUUCCGGCCAAGAUCCUGGUGCAGCUCUGCUUUUCCCUGCUCCUCCUCAACCUGGUGUUCUUAUUGGACGGCUGGCUGGCGCUCUACCCGGCGGUCGGGCUGUGUACCAGCACCGCCUUCUUCCUGCACUACUUUCUGCUGACCACGUUUACCUGGGCCGGGCUGGAAGCGCUGCACAUGUACCUCAGCAUCGUCCGGGUGUUCACGCCUUACCUGAGCAAAUACAUGCUCAAGUUCUCACUGAUAGGCUGGGGUCUUCCUCUCAUCGUGGUGAUCAUCAUAAUCUCAGUAGACAAAGACAACUACGGUCUGGUGACAUAUGGAAAAUACAUAGAUGGCACAACAGACGACUUCUGUUGGCUGCGUAACGACAUCGCCUUCUACGUGGGCGUGGUGGCGUACUUCCUGGCGAUCUUUGCCGUGUGCCUGCUGGUUUUCAUCGUCGUUAUGGUCCAACUGUCCCGGAUUAAGAAGCAGAACCCUCAGAACCAGGCUCCGAACAGAGGGGUGAUGACGGACGUGCGCAGCGUCAGCGGCCUCAUCGUUCUGCUCGGCCUCACCUGGGGCUUCGCUCUGUUCGCCUGGGGUCCGCUCUACCUGCCCUUUGUUUACCUCUUCUCCAUAUUCAACUCUCUGCAAGGUUUCCUUGUCUUUGUUUUCCACUGUGCUAUAAAGGAGAACGUCAGAAGGCAGUGGCGGACUUAUCUCUGCUGCGGGAGUCUGCGAUUGGCCGAGAACUCUGAUUGGAGUCGUACGGCCACUCAGAACAACAGGAAUCUGUCGAUGUCCACGGCCUUCACCUCAGCUCACGACUCCUCCUCUCAAAGGUCCUCUGUCUACAGUGAUGUCACCAAUAGCAGUGGGUCUGUGUUUCUAGACAGCGGAAUAUCGGACGGCACCAACAGCGACGUCGCCUUCAACGAGCUCCACAGACGAAACACGUUUUUACAGGGCGAGGUCUGACGGCUGGGGGGGGGGUGAACAGGGCUUGAAGAAGUUAUCAGUGUUACAUGAGAUGAAGGAUUGAAGGUGUAAUGAAGGACCGAAGAAGUGAGACUGAAGUUCCUGGAGUGGAAAAUUGUUACUUGACAUCAUUUGUAUAUUGACGGUGGAAAACAGAAAAGAUGUAAGAGGCUUGUUAUCAGCGGUAAAUGUACAGAAGGAGUAUUUGUGACUGAAAAUCUGAAUUAUUUCAGCCAUGAUCAAGUGUUUCUGCAGAAUUAUUGAUUAUAUUAAAUUAUAUUCAGACUGUUUUGAUUAUUAUGAGGGUAUUUUGCUCUCUUUCAGUCGAUUUUUAUACCUUUUGGAACAGGAAUGGAAAAAAAUGAAGAUAUUUCCAUUGUUCAAUGAACUGUUGCCACUAUAUUUUUAAAUUUGACCCUCUCUAAUGAGGGAGGUCUAAAGGCACUUUGAGAAAUACCGCAGAUGUAAAGUGGAUUAAAGGAAAAUAUCCACAUGCUUUUUUUUAUCUAAUCUAUAUUUUAAGUGUAUUUAAGGUUUUAUUCCUCUUUUACUUUAUUUUGCUACAGUACAGUGUUGAUUUUAGACUCGAGAGAUGCAAGAUUAUAUGAGAUUGUAUAAGAUAUUUUUUUAAAAGAAGUGUAUUGGAUGUGCAGUUUGCUGGAGCAUCAGCAGACAGUUAGGAUUUAUUUCCUGCCCUUUUUUUUUAUCAGGAGCAGAUUUGACUAAAUGUCCUUGUGGGUGAACAUGUGCAUGUCAUGAACGAGAAGAUAAUAAACCUUCGAUUUAC